AUGCAGGCUUCGGAAUCCAAGGAGGUCGACAAGAUUGCAGAGGUCACCGAGCAGCUCGCGGACACCGAGGGCAUCGAGACAGCCCAGGGAGUGCGGCAGGCGGCAGAGGCGCGCAUCAGAGCGCUGGACGCACAGGCCAAGCCGCUGUACGACGCCCUCGAGGCAGUGUCUGUGAAGGAGGCCGCCGGCGCCCGCGAGCACGCGGACAGGGGCAAGGCCCUGCAGCAGCGCGCCGGGAAGCUGGUCACCGAGAAGGCCGACCAUCUGCGCAAGGGCGCCAGCGCGUCAGAGGCCGCAAAGCGCAUCGCGCCGGCUGUGCGCGCGCUGCAGGACGCGCGCGCCGAGUGGGCCGCGGCGGGGGAGGCGCUGCUCGGCUGA
Monoraphidium neglectum is the source of this 378-nucleotide messenger RNA. RefSeq lists its product as hypothetical. Lineage: Eukaryota; Viridiplantae; Chlorophyta; Chlorophyceae; Sphaeropleales; Selenastraceae. The coding region runs from base 1 to 378 and encodes 125 amino acids. The transcript is spliced from 4 exons. The record is from RefSeq and is a predicted model, not a curated record.